AUGGCCGGCUCCAUUGCCUCCCUCGGCUCCCUAACCCCCUCCCUCUCCCCUGCCCCCGACGACGACCUCGACCUCCCCGACGCAGAACACACACAGGACGCCGGCAUGGACGGCAGCUCAGAGCUAUCAGAGCUCACAGAAGACGAGCAGGAGCAGGACCACAAGAAGUCCAGCCCUACCAAACUCAAUGACAACCAAGACGAGGAGGAUGACGAUGAUGAAGACGACGACGACGACGAAGACGGGAACGGCAUACGCCAGUACGGCAGUCGCGCUGCGAAGAAAAAGCGUGGUGGGUUGGUCCCAGCGCCCAUGUGGGGCUGGGCCACAUCCAGGAGCAAGAAGGCCGACUCGCGCAGCGGCCCAGACGCCGAAGAGGAGGAAGAGGAGGAGAUGGCCGGGCCACCCCGCGCCAUGGAGGAGGAGGAGGAAGACGAGGAUGGCGAGUCUGCCCCUCGGAGCCUCAACGGCCACCCCAUCGGCGACGACUAUGACGACUCCCCCUACCCAGACCCCUCCCUUCCAGGGCCCUCUAAGCCAAUCUCCAAGUCCCAUCACAGUUCCAACCGGGACGCAUCCGCCGCCGAUGCCCUCACCCAACUCCGAGCGCCUCGGAAGCAGGCUCCGUUACCGGUAUCCGCCAACGACGAAGAUAUGGACCGGGAAGGCGACGAAACAGAGGACGAAGACGAAGACGACGAAGAAUCCACCUCUAUCAAACGUCCACCAGCCCCUGCGUCGCGGUGGCGACGGCCCUCCAUCCUCCAGCCCAUCCAGCCCGACGGGUCCGACCUCAGCGAAGGGGAUGAUGAAGAUGAAGAUGCCACCUCCACCCGCCGAAAACCGCCAGCCAACGGCAGCGAUGUUGAACUCGACGCUCAAGAUGAUCCAGAAACCGAAGACGAAGACGACAACGCGCCACUGGCUGAAGACCUCGACCCGGACGCAGAGGCUCCAGACGCAGGUCUCAUGGGUGUCGACAGCACUGCGCCACUUGCAUCCUCCAUCGGCCCCAUAGCUGCAGCUGCAGCUGCGACAUCCAUUACUGCAGGUUCAGGAGUUAUCGACCCCCCUUCACCCAGCUCAUCCUCUGCGUCAACGCCCACAUCCUCACGUUCUCCUUCUCCUAUGCAAGAUGACCCUCCUCUCGUGAACGGCAAGGCCAAGAGGAGGGACAAGAAGGUCGGCACAGAGGAAACGCCAACAGGCCCUUUUUCGCGCGGCACAGACGCGAAAGUGCGCGCUGAAGAACCCGAUGCCGUUCAGGAGGACCCAGACGACCUCGACGCAGAUCAGGAUCUUGAUGUGGAGCUUGAAUCCGACUUGCAACCAGCUCAUCGGGCUGAAGCUUUAGAUGUCCUAGCAGCCAUUGAGCUCAAAUUUGCUCUUCUCCGUGAACGGAUAUACGUAGAAAAGAUGGAGGGGUUGGCAUGGGAGGAAGCUCUUGUCAAUGAAGACAUUCACCCAGAACUGCUACAUUUACAAGACGAACUAUCAAAGCGUCGCGAUAAGCGGCUGGCUUUAGCGGCUCGAAGGCGCGACUAUGACGUCAAAAACGUGGUCGCUCACCGAAAGGCCGACGAGAAGGGAGUCUGGAAUUGGUGGACACAUUCCCGCGACGAAUUACAAGUGGAAAUGAUAGCUGAGACCAACAGAAAGCGCAGAAAGCUAGAAAGGGAGAGAAGGGCCUUCGAGAGGCCUCAACCCCUGCGAAAGACACCUAUCUUCAUACGCGAUAUCCCCGAAGGUCCCUCGCUUCGCCAGGCGGCAAACACGCAUCCUCUCGGGCCUCGGUCGUCGAGGAAGCGCGGUUUCUCCUUGGUUGACUUCAGCCCCGCGUCAUUCCCCGACCUUUCUACCCUCUCGGCAAGCGAUAUCUCGGCCGACCUCGAGCUGGCUUAUCAGCACAGGCGCCAGGCGUUUGAUGCCGCCCAACGCAUGCCGGGGCCGUCGAUGAAUGGGGCGGGGAUGAUGCAAAUGCCUUAUGACGGCUAUGCACCAAACGGCAUGCCCCUCAUGGACGGCAUGAUGCCCGGUCCCGGGAUGGGUUUGCCCCCUGAGAUGCGCAUGCGCCAGCCCAUGGACAUGCCUCCCCCCAUGCCCAACCAACCAUCGUCCUUCGCAAUGGGCCAGCCGCCGCUUCGUCAACCUAUGGGGAUGCACGGUAUCCAGUCGCCGUCGGCUUUCGUGCUCGACCGGGAUCCAAUGCACAGCGUAGGCGGACCGCCACUGUCGCACCACCCUCACCAGCAACAGCAGCACUACGGAGGCCCUCCCAACAUGUCUGGCCUGGCAAGUGGCAUGGCGCGUCCCAUGUCUCCGAUUCAAGCUCUUGCAAACGGCCCUGGCAUAGUCGGCCCUGGCGUGAGCGGCGGACCCAGCAAGCCGGGCAGCGACUUUGGCGGCGUCGGACGUGUUCUUAACCUAAGCGGCGCUGAACACCUGCCGCGGCACACAGGUGGGAUGGAUUGGAGCGAAGGCCGCAGACGCGAUCCGGGGCCAAGCAUGAACGGAGAUGAGUUUGCGCGGCCACGUGAUCGUGCUGCUGGGGGUGGCGAGAAGGUCAUUCUUCGCGAACGCGACUAUGCCAUGCGAGACUCUCAGGAGCCGGAUCGUGGGAUGGGGCAGCAACAACGCGAACGUGAACGGGAGCGAGAACGCGAAAGGGAUAGGGAGAGAGAGCGGGAGCGCGUAGCGCAAUCUGGUGGAACGCACAGGCACUCGCAUCCGCAUGCACAUAGUCAUGCGCCUGCGCCUGCGCAUCAUCAUCAUGUGGUAUCGCAUCAUCACCAUAGGCCGCAUCACCACCAUGUCGUGCAUCAUCACCACCCACCUCCUGGUGGACCUGGUGUGCCGAGCGGGAACGCGUCUUCUGGCCCGCCCCCGCCGCCUGGAUAUGCGAAUGGACCUGUUCCUGGAGAAUUCGAACCUGGACAUUCACGCCCCAGUUCCUCGCACAACAUCGAGAUUAUCAAUGUUUCCAAGCCAUCUCCGACUUCUUCCUUGCCACACUGGAAGCGGGACGAGCACGAGGGCCGGGACGCGCGGACUAAGCAGAGCCAUAGCCGACCUCCGUCGACGAACCCAGCGUAUGACGACCGUGAUCGGCCGGCGACGACGCCAUUCGCGAUUCCGCCGUCGCAGCCCUUCGCUGGUGGCCCUGGUGGGCCGUCGCCUGGGCUCUCAGGUCCGGCAAGCUUGUCGCAUGCGCCCUCGCCGCGCAAUGCGUGGUUAAAUAGCCAAGAUGAGCCUGGUGCGCGUGGUGCACCUCCCCUGUCCGAGGCCGACCGCUUUGCCUCUCCGGUACCUCAUCGCUACAGCGGUGGUGGUGGCCUUGGGCAACCACCGUCUUCUCGGCCCGCUCAGCCUUCCGCCCUCUCGCGGCCCAGCUCUAUUGGCCAAUCUCCACCUCGGAACAGAAACCUUCCGGGGCCCCCAAGCCCUUCGUCGCCCAUGCCAUACCCGCCUCCAUCGGGCGGUGCGGGCGUUCAUUCGCCCUCGAGGUUGUCCUCUGCGACGAUGCUGAGUCACUCAGACGCGCCAUCGACUUCAGGGUCUUCGUCUGCAACGGUUAUCGGCGGCCCAGCCCACCCCCUUCCGCUCGCAGGCACUGGCUCGACCAGCCCGCAUAUGAAGCCCCGCCGGCCUGGGUCCCCCGUACUACACUCAUCAACAUCUUCGGUAAAGCAGACGGGACCUUCGGCCCCGCUCGCUGGGCCGGGCCAGAUGCCACCUCCGCUGGUUAUCGACAGGGACAGAGAUAGGGACAGAGACAGAGACGGACGCGACAGCAGGGACCGUGCAGGCUCCGGCACCGAGCCCACGCACUCCUCAAGCACCACCACCACCACCACCACCACCACCGCACCGCGCACUGCGUCACCCUUGCUCCCGUUCGUGAACGGACCCGGCUCACGGCCGGGCCCGUCGCUGCACAAUCCUGUCAAGGUGAACGCGAUCCAGAUGAUGGACGGUCCUUAGCACGCUCCUCGCUCCUCGUUUCUCUCCGUUCUCCAUUCUCUGCUUCCCCGCUAUCCACUUCCACUCAUACUUACG
Coniophora puteana RWD-64-598 SS2 is the source of this 4056-nucleotide messenger RNA. RefSeq lists its product as uncharacterized. The record is from RefSeq and is a predicted model, not a curated record. Lineage: Eukaryota; Fungi; Basidiomycota; Agaricomycetes; Boletales; Coniophoraceae. Gene Ontology annotation, molecular function: histone deacetylase binding. Bases 1 to 3981 code for a protein of 1326 amino acids. Gene Ontology annotation, biological process: negative regulation of transcription by RNA polymerase II. Gene Ontology annotation, cellular component: Sin3-type complex. The transcript is spliced from 4 exons.